Vigna umbellata (rice bean) is the source of this 482-nucleotide messenger RNA. Lineage: Eukaryota; Viridiplantae; Streptophyta; Magnoliopsida; Fabales; Fabaceae. The record is from RefSeq and is a predicted model, not a curated record.
AGCUAACAUCAAGUUAAGAGAGAAGAUCAUAAUGGCAGACUUCAUGCAGAGAAUCAUGGAAAUGAUCCAGGCUGAGCAAGCAGCCAAAGGCUACAACAGUGGUUCUUCAAACUCAUUUAACAACCAUGGCAGCGGUCCCCAGGAUUUCGGCGGUGCAACCAUCAACAGUGGCCAAUAUGCAGGUAACCGUAACAGGUUUAAACACUCAGAGCACUACGAUGAACAUGUUCUAAAUAACAGUGGUACUUUCAAUGGUAAUGGAAACGGGGGAAAUAUCCAGGGUGGCUUUAAGGCCGAAACAAGGAACUUCUACCGUCGACCUUACGAUAAUUAAUUAUGGUAGUUUAUAUAAACUGGGCAUCAUGAUAUACUGUGUGGUGUUCUGUUGUAUUAUACAGCCAUAAAUAAUGUAGAGCACAGCUCUAAUGUUAUGUAAUAAAUAAUGGCUUUGGGGGCUUAGACUCAACCCAAUAUGCUUCUCA